Hemibagrus wyckioides is the source of this 996-nucleotide messenger RNA. It is a transcript of the gene isoc2, whose product is annotated as isochorismatase domain containing 2. Gene Ontology annotation, cellular component: cytoplasm. Bases 199 to 792 code for a protein of 197 amino acids. The record is from RefSeq and is a predicted model, not a curated record. The transcript is spliced from 6 exons. NCBI's taxonomy places the organism in Eukaryota, Metazoa, Chordata, Actinopteri, Siluriformes, Bagridae.
CUCUACAAGUCCACAUGUAAUGUCCAAGUCCGUGUAUGCAAAUAGAGUGAGUUGCAUUCAAUUAGUGUUGAAUUACACAACAAGUCACAGAAACAUCAUCUUCACCAUGUGAGAAGUUACACUAACGUUAUCUACACACAGCUCUAGCCUCAUGGACUAGAAGGCAGCGUCACCCCGCGCAGCUUCCUCCUCACACCAAUGGCGCACAUAGGACGGCUGACGUCCAAAAGCUCGGUGCUCUUGCUGUGUGACAUGCAAGAGAAAUUCAGGCCAACCAUUUUCCAGUUCUCCAAUAUUGUGUGUAAUGCAGCAAGACUUCUACAGGCUUGUCGGAUCCUGGGUAUUCCCCCGAUCUUGACUGAGCAGUACCCUAAAGGUUUGGGUCCAACUGUGUCUGAGUUAGGCGCCGAGGACCUGAAGCCCCACUCUAAAACCCGCUUCUCCAUGCUAACAGAGAGCGUUGAGAACGAGCUUAAAAGCCUGGGGAGCCCCAAGCAGGCCAUACUGUGUGGCAUUGAAGCCCAAGCCUGCAUUGCUUGUACGACAUACGAUCUUCUGGAACGAGGUAUGGAGGUUCACAUCGUUGCAGACGCUGUCUCAGCUCGGAGUCAGACAGACCGGCUGUUUGCUCUCUCGCGUCUAAAGCAGAGCGGAGCUUUUCUCACCACCACUGAAAGCGUGAUGCUGCAACUCGUGCAGGAUGCCAAGCACCCCAACUUUAAAGAGAUCCAGAAGCUUCUAGCUCAUCCUUCUCCAGAUACAGGUCUCAUCAACUUCUUCAGCUCACUGUAAGAGGACUGACACUACACCAUAGAAGAAAGCAGCAGCAUCACUGACCAUGGAAUUAUCACUGUAUUUUUAUUGAAAGUGAUUUUGUUCAGUUUUGAACUAUUGAAUAUUUCCUUCUGUUAAACCUUCUCAAAUGACUUGGAACAGAAUGUUUUCUGUAUGCAUUGUCAUUAAUACAUGAAUAAAUGAUGAAGAUCUAUACAGAUA